Molecule: messenger RNA, 2671 nt
Organism: Bubalus bubalis (water buffalo)
Lineage: Eukaryota; Metazoa; Chordata; Mammalia; Artiodactyla; Bovidae
Gene: ACYP2
Product: acylphosphatase 2
Exons: 5
Coding region: 334-732 (132 amino acids)
Molecular function (GO): acylphosphatase activity
Source: RefSeq, a predicted model, not a curated record
GACCACCCUACAGCGGGAGAUCAAAGAGGUGUUGGGGAGGAAGACUAGAAAGCUGCGACAACCACAGCCCAUCUUUAGGAACCCCUGCCCCGUUGUGGCUGGGACUUCCGCCCGGCCAUGACACAGCACAGCGGGCGGGAAGGAGACCAAGGGAGCAUGCGCAGGAGAGCCGGGGUGGACGGGGGAGGAGAGCCGAGACGCCUUAGGGAGAAAGGCCGGGAGAAGGAGGAACAGCCGGGCGCUGGUAGUGGGCCAUCUAAGGGAGUGCGAGGGGUCCCGAUCGAGAAGGCAAACUGAAGUGGGGGAGGAAAAGAGGAGGGUGUUUGCUUCAGAAUGUACACUGAAGAUGAGGCUAGGAAAAUUGGAGUGGUUGGCUGGGUGAAGAAUACCAGCAAAGGCACUGUGACAGGCCAAGUGCAAGGCCCUGAAGAGAAAGUCAAUUCCAUGAAGAAUAAAACAACUAAGCAAAAGAUGAGUUUCUACUCCAGUGACUGUCACCUGGGAGUCUCUACACUCCACAUGCCAAUACCCUCCUCAAGAAGCAACACACUGGAAUUAGGGGAAUAUGAUUUGUUAAAGCAGGUGAUUUCCAGACUGCAGGAGCAGAAAGAGGGAAUUCAAACAGCACCUGGAUGCCUUGCUAAAGAGCAGAGAGAGAGAGUAUGGGGCUCAGGGAGGCGAGGUUACAUGCAGCUAGCGGCUGCCAUAUUGGACAGUACAGCCCGAGAUUGAUGGGGGAAAAUGGAAACAAAUCCGCUGAAACUGGACAGUGGUUGACUCCAGCUUGUAAGAUUUUGAUUUAUAUAUAUGUCCAUCAAAUUUUUCUAGAAUAACUAUGUAUUCCUUUUAUAAUAUGAAAACAUCCAUUUAAAAAUGUAAGCAUUAAAUUCCUAAUACCUAAUUUGGACUGAUAAGUGGUGAUUUCACCAGAAAGUUUUUAGAAUUAAACUCUAAUGCUUUAAAAACUGAAUUAGCACGUAAUCUCUAAAAGUAGUGUUUAAUCUCUGGAUAGAAAUUUCUAUACCAACAGAGUUUAGCAACGGAAAUCUCUUUUUAAUUAAAGGAGUUCAGUUUUAAGUUUUCACGUUAAAGUGAAAUCAGUAGCUUCUUUAAUAAUAUUUUGUUUGUUCUGUGAUGGAUCUCAAUAGGAUUAUUUAUAAGAAAUACAGAAAAGAUAUUCUAUCUCAGAGACAUCAUGGAUUUCUUUGACAAUAUAAAAAUCAAAUAAAUGUUGAAACUUCCAGUCAUUUGUCUAAUUGUAUAUCAUAACUAAAAGGGGAAGAAUUUGCACUUAGGUUGUAUAAACUUUAAUAAAUACUUUCAUAAUCAUAGAAAAUAAAUUAGUUUAAUGGACCUAAAUUGUGAUGAAUAAAAUUAAUAUUUGAUUUAAUAUUGGAUGUUUUUAGAAAGUUGAGGGAAUAUACUAUAAAUUCUUCCAAUCUGUCUAUGACCUCCUUACAUUUCCUUCUUCAAACCAAUCUACUUCAAUUUAGCAACAGUAAGACCUCUUAAUGGGCCCCAUUCAUGCCUACAAUAUGCUGUCUGAAUAAUACAUUUGAGACAUCAGCAUUCUGGUGUUUAGGCUGUAGCUUAACUCUGAUUUUUAAAAGAAUGUUAAUGUCCCAUUCAUUUUAUUGUUUCGCCCAUUGUUUGAAAAGAGAGUGGGAAAAAACCCAUUAACUUUUCUGAAAUGUCAGCAAACGUGGGUAACUAAAUGAUUAGAGCUGUCAAUCCAUGGCAUAUCACAUGUCUUUAAUUCAGUAAUCUGUGUAUAUGUGGGCAUUGUUGCCAGCCUGAGUUCAAACUCUUAACAGAAACAAGUCUAAGUUCUACACAGCACAUCCCUCACUACUAAAAGUUUUGCUACAUUAAAAAAAUCUAACCAUGCUAAAGACAAAGCUUGGGUGUAUUAAAUGGUAUUUGUGUGACUAAAUUUGAAAAUAGCACUUUGAGAUGUGACAAAAGACCAUUUUAAUGCAAAUUAUUUUUUUUCCCCAAACCAUAACCUGAAUUGUUUUUGAAAUGCUGGUUGUGCCUGAGUAGCUCACAAUUUCAAUAGGAAACAAGAUAUUCACAAACACACAUCUAGAGUGAAAUUCUGAGGUAAUUAGUAAUGUUAUAGUACUAUAGUCUUUGUGGUGUAAAUCCUAGAAUUAAGGCCUGAUGUUAUGUGCUUCCUUGACAUCUGAUGAAAUCAGGAGGGUCUCAAAUAGCCAAUAAAUCUUAAGUUCUCUUUGCUAGUCUGCUCCCAGGAAAAGGGUCAUGUAGAAAAACAACCCUCCUUACAAGUGACCAGAUGCACUUCUUGCUUAUCCCUGAGUAACAAGUUUCAGUUCCCUGCCAGCCUGCAAAAUUAUUCAAACCAGCCAGCCUCAUCCUCCAGUGGAAACCAGGGGUGAUAUUCUUUUGACACUGAAGGCCUGCCUCCCACAGCCUCUGGUUGUCCACUCUGUUCCCAUGCGGUCCUUCAUGGCGUGAUGUCCAGCGUAUGUGGCUAAUUAACUGCUGCCAGUCUCAUGUGUCCUGUCCCGUGUCCAGGGUCGUGUGUUCAGCCGUCCCCAUAACCCCAGGACAGCACUCUCUCCUUUGUCAACAACAUGAAUGGGAGGGGAUUAGAUCAGGCUAUGUACCUCAGUGCUGUAAAAAGACCCAUUUUGAGAAAAAGAUCCUU